This is a messenger RNA of Rotaria sp. Silwood2, 1227 nucleotides long. Lineage: Eukaryota; Metazoa; Rotifera; Eurotatoria; Philodinida; Philodinidae. The record is from the annotation of a GenBank genome assembly.
CCAACAUUUCUCUGUCCAAUGGUGAAAACCGCAGGUCUCCAGCUGUUUCCAUUCUGGAAUUAUUCAAAAAACAACCACGCGCACUAUAAUUUGAAACCGAUAGUAGUAUUCAUACUGAAGACAAUGUGAUCGAGUAUAUGAAAAAUAAUACGCAUAUGAGGAAAUUUGAAAUGUAGCGUUUAGUUCAUUGUUCGAUAUUUGUCUCGAAUAUCUUUUAAGAAAUAUAAAAGACAAUUCGUGUUUAUGGAUUUGUUUCCGAGAAGAUCAAAUGUGUCUAGUGAAUUUUCUCUAUAGAAUCGCACAUUUAAAAAAAAACUAUUUUCGAAUUUCGACCUAAAACUGUCUACAUAAAGAAGUGUAGGCCUACAAUGAGAAUUCACUAAGUAUCAAAAAGCAAGUCAUAAAUAUGAAAUUGUUUUCUAGGAGACAAAGUUAAAAAGAAAUUUCAGCUGAGCAUCGAGAAUUAGACAUCUUAGAAUAUUUUUUAUAUAAAGUCUAUCUACAGAUGCUUGUCUUAUAUUUAUCUUGCAUAUCUUCUACCACAAUAUUUGACUUCAACGAUGCGUUCAAUUAGAGUAUUAUCAGUAGAAAAUUAAUAUAUGCUCAGUAAAUGUCAUAGACUUUCAGCAAAAAGAAAACAGUAACCGAAUUGUGAAGGUUUUGGCUAGAAUGAUCAGCAUUUUUUUUAUUCUUUUUGAAUAAAAUGAUAGAAUUAAGUUUCUUCUAAAUACGUAUAGCGAAGAUCAUAUAGAGUUCGGAUUAGCGGAUGAUUAUAAAAAAAAAUUUCUCUAAAUAUUUCUAGCCAUUGUAAAUACUACGAGUAACAUUCUUCAUACAACGGAAAUCUUAACUACAACAUUAAUUUCAUGGACUACAAAACUAUAUUCAAAUGAAAGUAAUACAACAUUAUUUAAUAUACCUUAUUGGAAAUUAGAUGAUUUAUCUGAUGAAAAUCCAUCUUCAUCACCUGGUCAAAUUCUAUUAACAUUAAUUCUUUAUUUAUUAUGUGCUUUAAUAGCAUUUACAUUAUUAAUUAUUCUUUUUUCUAUUAUUAUAUUUACAUAUCGUAAACAUUGUUGUCCAUCAUCAUCAUCAAUGAUAGAUCAUCGAUAUCAAUUGGGUAAAACUAAAUUAAAUAAUCGUAUUGGUAUACAAAUUGAAAAUAUUGAUCAUGAUAAUCAAACUGUAAAAACAAUGAAUACAACCGUUCGACCAUGUUUUGAAUAA